GGAGCCUCAAAGGCCGGAGACCAGCCAGGACACCCCCUGGGAUCACUCUGAGCUCACCACAUCCCCAAAGCGGCUGCACCCCUCUGCACCAACCAGUUCAGGUCAAACAUCAGAGGCCCUAUGGAGUUCCCUGGUCUGGGGACCCUAGGGUCUUCUGAGCCCCUGCCCCAGUUUGUAGACCCUGCCCUGGUGCCCUCACCACCUGAGUCGGGGGUCUUCUUCCCCUCUGGGUCUGAAGGCCUGGAUGCUGUGGCCUCCUCCACUGCCCCCAGCACUGCCACAGCAGCAGCAGCUGCACUGGCCUACUACCGGGAUGCUGAAGCCUACAGACAUUCCCCAGUCUUUCAGGUCUACCCAUUGCUCAACUGUGUGGAGAGCAUCCCAGGAAGUUCGCCAUAUGCCAGUUGGGCCUACGGCAAGACUGGGCUCUACCCUGCUUCAACGGUGUGCCCCAGCCGCGAAGACUCCCCUCCCCAGGCCCCUGAAGAUUCAGAUGGGAAAGGGAGCAGCAGCUUCCUGGAGACCUUGAAAACAGAGCGGCUGAGUCCCGACCUCUUGACACUAGGGCCUGCGCUGCCUUCUUCGAUCCCUAUCCCCAGUGGUGCCUAUGGGGGCCCUGAUUUUUCCAGCACCUUCUUUUCUCCCACUGGGAGCCCCCUCAACCCAGCAACCUACUCUUCUCCUAAGCUUCGUGGAACCCUGCCCCUGACCUCCUUCGAGGCCAGGGAGUGUGUGAACUGUGGAGCGACAGCCACACCGCUGUGGCGGCGAGACAGGACGGGUCACUACCUGUGCAACGCCUGUGGCCUCUAUCACAAGAUGAAUGGGCAGAACAGGCCCCUCAUCAGGCCCAAGAAACGUCUGAUUGUCAGCAAACGGGCAGGUACCCAGUGCACCAAUUGCCAGACGACCACCACAACACUGUGGCGGCGGAAUGCCAGUGGGGACCCCGUGUGCAACGCCUGUGGCCUCUAUUACAAACUCCACCAGGUGAACCGACCACUGACCAUGAGGAAAGAUGGGAUUCAGACUCGGAAUCGCAAGGCCUCUGGCAAAGGGAAGAAGAAGCGGGGGUCAAGCUUGGGAAGUACAGGGGCACCAGAAGCAGCAGCUGGUGGCUUCAUGGUGGUGGCUGGUGGCAGCGGGGGUGGGAGUUGUGGGGAGGUUGCCCCAGGCCUGACACUGGGCCCAUCAGGUGCAGCCCAUCUCUACCAAGGCCUGGGCCCAGUGGUGCUGUCUGGGCCUGUUAGUCACCUCAUGCCUUUCCCGGGGCCCCUGUUGGGCUCCCCCUCAGCCUCCUUCCCCACGGGCCCCAUGCCUCCCACCACCAGCACCUCUGUGGUGGCUCCACUCAGUUCCUGAGGACACAGUGUGGCCUCAGGUAACAAGAGGCGGUCGGUCUCUGUCUCUCUGUCUCUCUCUCUCUCUCUCUCUCUUGUCUUAUAGCCAGACACAGCCCGGCCUGGACUUGCCAAGAUUUUGUAAAAUAAAACCACUAGAGUCCUGGGACUGGGUGUGUGUGUGUGUGUGUGUGAGGCUGUGAGCAGCUGAAUAAAGGAGCAGUGGCACCAA
Messenger RNA from Erinaceus europaeus (western European hedgehog), 1572 nucleotides. RefSeq names its product GATA binding protein 1 (gene GATA1). The record is from RefSeq and is a predicted model, not a curated record. Bases 121 to 1362 code for a protein of 413 amino acids. Gene Ontology annotation, molecular function: RNA polymerase II cis-regulatory region sequence-specific DNA binding; zinc ion binding; DNA-binding transcription factor activity, RNA polymerase II-specific. The transcript has 6 exons. NCBI's taxonomy places the organism in Eukaryota, Metazoa, Chordata, Mammalia, Eulipotyphla, Erinaceidae. Gene Ontology annotation, biological process: cell fate commitment; negative regulation of transcription by RNA polymerase II; positive regulation of transcription by RNA polymerase II.